UGUCCCACAGCAGUCUGCAGCAUGCUGGUGCAGUCCUCUAUGACUGUCUGCAGAUCCUGUGCCCACCGUGGGAGGGCUGCUCCACCUCCAGACCCCAGCAGUGAGGGUGGCUGCUGCUCCCCCUGCACUGUCUGCUCCCCCUUCUGCAGCAUGAGGCCAAGGCCAGCAGGGCCUGCCUGUGGUGCAGCUGCUGCUCAGGUGCUCAGGGGUCACAUGGACUCUUGCAGGGUAAAGGAACAACUUUCCUGAUCACAAAGCAACCAUCAGAGAAACAACACCAAAUAAUAUACAACGUUCCAACCUCAUACUCGGUGAAACGGAGAGAACAAGUCAACCCUGAAAUAUCAUCUACACACAUACUUCCCAAACACGGCUACAACCAGCGCCCCCAAUGGCAUUCUAUAUGGAAAACAUUGAAGAAUUGAAGGUGGAGAACCAGACCACAGUGACCAGCUUCAUCCUGCUGGGAUUUUCCCACCUUGCCAAACUUCAGCUUUUACUCUUUGUGGUGACUCUCCUCAUGUUCUUGGUCACUAUGAUGGGGAACUUUCUCAUCGUUGCAAUCACAAUAAUUUACCCUGUCCUGCACACCCCUAUGUACUAUUUCCUCAAAAACCUGGCUUUGAUUGAAAUCUGUUACAGCCUGUGCAUUGUCCCCAGGAUGCUGGUGAAUUUGCUGGUGGGAAGAAAAGCCAUUUCUUUCUCUGCCUGUGCCCUGCAGCUGAAUGGUGUCAUACUUUUUGUCACCUCUGAAUGCUUCCUCUUAGGUGCCAUGGCCUACGACCGGCAUGUAGCCAUUUGCCACCCAUUGCACUAUGCCACCAUCAUGAGUAAGAGGUUGUGUAUUCAAAUUGUGGCAGGAUGUUGGCUUUCUGGUGUCUCAGUGGCAGUGGGAUUCACUUCUUGGUUGUUCAGUUUUCCUUUCUGUGGGUCAAAAGAAAUUAACCAUUUCUUCUGUGAUGUUUCCCCAGUGCUGAAGCUGGUAUGCGCAGAUACCUCCUUAUUUGAGCUGGUGAUUUUCAUAGACAUUGUAAUAAUUGUGAUGGUUCCUUUUUUCUUCAUCUCUGUUUCUUAUAUCCAUAUCAUCUAUGCUAUUCUCCAGAUACCAUCACCUGAGGGCCGACAUAAAGCCUUUUCCACCUGUGCAGCCCACUUGGUGGUGGUGACUCUGUUCUAUAGCACUGCUGGCAUCAUUCACCUUCGCCCCAAAUCCAACCUCUCAUCCAACAGUAAGAAGUUGGUGUCUCUCUCUUACACGGUGGUCACGCCCAUGCUGAACCCCAUUAUCUACAGCCUGAGGAACAAGGAGGUCAAGGAAAGCCUGAGAAGAUUGUUUGGCUUAGGGAUGUUUAUGGAAAGGCCGUCAAUUUUGCCUUUAGCCAGGUGAUGGUUUCCUUGAGUUUGGGAUGUAAUGUCUUACAUUUCAGUGAAAGAGCAAGUUCACUGAUUGACACAGCUGAUUCGAAGACUCAAAAAUCCUAAUUUAAGAAAGGCAUUAAUGCCAUGUCAGUUAUUCAGUCAAGUAAACCAAAAUCCAAUGUUUUGAAAGUGAAGCUGGAUACAUACAGACUGCAAAUGAGGCACAGAUUCAUAACAGUGAAGCCAAUAAUAAAGCAAAAGAACAUUUUGCCUAUGGCCCCUUGCUAACCCACUACUCGGUAUCUCUGCAUUGAGCUGGGAAGACUUUCUGAAGUUUAGCCACAAGUUGUUGCCUUAGAUGCAGAUUUCAGUGGAUGAAAUUUGGGGGGCUAUGCUGUGCAGAAGGUCAAACUAGAUGGUCAUAAUUAUGCUUCUGACCUAUUAUAAGAAUUUAUUAAUUUACCUAACUCAAAUGCAGACCCCCCCACCCCCCCAGCAAUAUAAACAUGAAGGCUGAAUUUUAAAAGGAAUCCAAAGAAGCUUAAUGUCCAAAUCCUAUUGCAGUUGAUGUAGAUACUAUGGGUGGAACCAGGAUUUCAGAAAGGACGAUGCAGAAGCAGCAACCUGUGUUCCUGGGUGGCUGACCCCAACUCCAAGCCUCCCCCACACAUCAGGGUGGGCAGACCAAACCACUGGAGUAGCAUCUGUGGACUGUUUUUAAGUCCCUCAAGUAGAUAAGAGUCUUCUCUCCCCCCUCCCUUCCCUCCAUGCUCAUCUCCCCACUUCCAUUCUACCCCUUCCCCACCUGUGGCUGCCACUAUCCACAGAUGAGCCAGGGAUGAGGGGCUACACAGCUGUUCCUGCCCCACUGCAGCCGGGCUGCACAUGGAGCUAGGCUAAGCUACAAGCAGCAGUGGCAGCAGGUGGGUUUCCUACUUCCCACCUGCCCUUGGGCUGCCAGGGAACGCCAGGGGGACAGAGUGAGGAGAAAGGGAAGGGAGGAAUGGAUUCUUACUUGCUUUGGGGACUUUGAAAAAAAACUUUAUUGCUACUACCAUAUAGCAAUAAACUCCAGCACAGCUAAUGCCAGAGUUUAUUGCUUCCAGGUGCAGCGUCCUCAUGCAUGCCUGAGACCACAGUACGUUGAGCCAGGGAGGCACAGGCCAGCUGGCAGGCAGCUCAGGGGCUCAGCCUGAAAGCCCAGGGCUGCUUCCCCUUGGUCAACAUGUUGC
Alligator mississippiensis (American alligator) is the source of this 2591-nucleotide messenger RNA. RefSeq names its product olfactory receptor 10A7-like. Gene Ontology annotation, cellular component: membrane. The transcript has 3 exons. The coding region runs from base 392 to 1387 and encodes 331 amino acids. Gene Ontology annotation, biological process: G protein-coupled receptor signaling pathway. Gene Ontology annotation, molecular function: olfactory receptor activity; G protein-coupled receptor activity. NCBI's taxonomy places the organism in Eukaryota, Metazoa, Chordata, Crocodylia, Alligatoridae. The record is from RefSeq and is a predicted model, not a curated record.